Molecule: messenger RNA, 1042 nt
Organism: Daphnia magna
Lineage: Eukaryota; Metazoa; Arthropoda; Branchiopoda; Diplostraca; Daphniidae
Exons: 4
Coding region: 261-932 (223 amino acids)
Source: RefSeq, a predicted model, not a curated record
UGUGUUGAACAUUAAAUUAUUUCCUAACCGCUAAGUUAUACCUAAAUUAUAAAAUAAUUCAAGGGAUUUUAAAAAGGGCUACAGGUGAUUAAGAAAUAAAAAUUAAAAAAUUGGAUGCAAUAGUUUCCUCACAAACACAGGGUGUGUAAAGCAUCUAAUCAGUAGGGACAUAAUAAAAUUCCUUAAGAAACGGGCCUAGAACAUACGACGCGAACCUGGUGGCAGUCACGAGCAUCGCCCCUGAGCGUCCUCUCAGUCUUAUGGGGCUGAUCGCAGUCUUCCACUUCGUUGUCUGUGAUAAUACUUUGUCAAUUAGGAAACCCGAGGCUACCUCCUUGGCAAGAACAUCAUCUUUCAACAAACACAACUGCGACGCCUUUUUUGACAAUUACGAGAGAUUGUUGACAAGAGAAAACAUAUCACUUGAUUGUGUAUGGAAUAUGGACGAGACUGGUGUUACAACUGUCAUGCCACCUGAAAAGAUCGUUGGUCGACGUGGCCAAAAGCAAAUAGGGGCAAUCGUUUCGGCAGAGAGAGGGACUUUAGUUACCGUUGUUUGUGCAAUUUCGGCUUUAGGAAACACAAUUCCCCCUUUUUUUGUUUUUCCAAGAGUGAACUUCAAAAGAUUGUGUUAUCUGAACAGCCGCCCAACUCUAAAGCUGAUGAGUUCAAGAAAAGCAAGCCAGCAAAGCGGAACAAAAAAGAAGUCAAGAAAAAAGAAUCAUUUUGCCCAGAAUGCGGAGGGCGUUAUUCCACCACUAAAGAAGAUUGGAUUCGUUGUAGAAUUAAAAAAUGUUGCUUAUGGGCGUGCGAGUCGUGUGUGGAUGACAGAGGAGAAGAUUAAAAUUCAUACGUGUGUUCAAAGUGCUCUGCAAAGAUGUAAGGCCAACUUGCCCCGACUUCACGGGCAACUUGCCCCACUUACGGGAUAAGAUAACAAAGCAUCAGCUAGGCCAUAAAUGUUAUCAUUACAGGAAAAAUUACAAGUGGUAAGACAGGGUGUGUAAAAACCAGGCCAACUAGCCCCGGUCUCCCCUACAUG